CAACUUCUGGCAAUGACCCUAGCAAAGGUGCUUAGAGUGCUAAAACUCACGCUUAGAGUAGAUGUCCCCGCAACCAGAAUUCGUCCCAUCGGCCGAGGUUACAACAAUGACCUAUUCAUCGUUGACCACGACGAGUUCAAGGUCGUCCACCACAAGCCACAGCAAGCAGGGACUGUGCCGCCGGCAAGUGGCGCGAAAACCGUGGUGGUCCGGUUGCUCAAGACCGCGUUAGACGGACUGUUGGAGAGGACAGAGAACGAGGUUGCUGCACUUUCGCUCGUUCGCGGGCCUCUACACAAGGUGGUCCAUGUCCCUAAAAUCUACGCUUGGAGUACAACCGCGGACGAGUUUCCCUUCAUUAUCAUGGAGCAUCUCGAGGGUGUACCUCUUGAUACAAUCUGGCCGACGCUCGACCUCCCUGCGCGCCUGCUAAUUGUCCAGCAGAUCGCGACAAUCCUCAAGACUUUGCAAUCUAUUCCUAGUCCAACUAGCGUUGAUACCUUUGGUGGCUUGUCGUUCACGCCUUCGGGAGACAUAACCACUUCCAUGCACCCAGAUGGAUUGGGUGGCCCGUUUUCUUCAGCUCACGCGCAAUGGCUCUCGAUGCUGACGCUCCGUCUGAGGGAUGCUGAAGCAAAUUCCGUGAUCGAAGGUUGGAAAGCAAACGGGCUCCGUGAUCGAAUCGAGGCGUUUGUUGCAAGCCACAAGUUCAGUGCUAUCAUAAACCAAGCCGCAACGGAACCCGUUUUCGUCCAUGGUGACUUCAACUGUCGCAACAUGCUCGUCUCGCCUGACACGCACAAAAUCACUGGUCUGCUUGACUUCGAGUUCGCCCGUAUCGACACAGCACCAGAGGAGCUCAUGGACGGUCUUGAAGACUUCCGCGGCCAUACGUGUCUGCAACCGCCACCAAAAGGUCUACAAUUGCACCUUUUGGACGCGAAGUCCAGCUGGCCGUGCCAGAGGGACGACUACAGCCUUGCGCUCAGUGACGGGUGUCAGAUUGCCCUUGCAUGGAAAGAUGCAUUCCGCAUUGAUGGGCCAGAAUAUGACGCGACUGCGCGGGCGUAUUCAUUCUUAGAGAAUCUUUGCCCGUAA
Molecule: messenger RNA, 1098 nt
Organism: Mycena indigotica
Lineage: Eukaryota; Fungi; Basidiomycota; Agaricomycetes; Agaricales; Mycenaceae
Product: Aph phosphorylate
Exons: 4
Coding region: 13-1098 (361 amino acids)
Source: RefSeq, a predicted model, not a curated record